UUUCAACAUCACUCACCUUUUUCUUUCUCAAUCACAUUCACACACACCCUUCUACACUGAUUUUCCACCUUACUCAUAAUGCUAUUAUAGAUUAUAUGCUAUUUCAUAAAUCUUUGAUUCUUUCCCACAUCCACAAGACAAGACAACAAACAUUUCAAUGAGAACAUCAAAAUUUUCAUGUAGAGGAUUGGAUUAUCGUCUAUGUCUUCUAAUUGUUGCGGUUAUUCUGCUACUAUUUGCAACAGCUUCAAGAUUGAAUAUUCCAAAUGUUUCUUAUUAUUCCACCACAAUCACAAAUUUACAACAAAACUACAAUGAUCCUAAGAAAAUUCUUGUAUCGAAAGCAAAAGGGUACCCUCCGGUGUUCGCAUAUUGGAUAUUCGGCACGAAAGGAGAGACUAACAAGAUGAUGAGGUUGUUGCAAGCUAUAUAUCAUCCAAGAAAUCAGUACUUACUUCAACUCGACGAUUGUUCAUCCGAAUCCGAAAGAAUGAAUUUAGCUCUUUAUGUUAAAUCUUUUAAGGUUUUUGAGGAAUUCGGAAAUGUUAAUGUUGUUGGAAAGAGUUAUGGCAUGAAUAAGAUGGGAUCUUCUUCACUUUCUGCUUCUCUUCAUGCUUCUGCUAUGCUUCUUAAAUUGAACAAAGAUUGGGAUUGGUUCUUCACUUUGAGUGCUUCUCAUUAUCCUCUCAUGACUCAAGAUGAUAUUCUUCAUGCUUUCACAAACCUACCAACAAAUCUCAACUUUAUUCAUUACACUAACAAGACACUAAGGAACGAGCAAAGAAACAUGAAUCAAAUAGUGGUAGACCCAAGUUUACAUUCUGAAAAGAGUAGUCCACUUUACUUUGCUGUUGAGGCUAGAGAUACUCCCGAUGCUUUUAAGAUAUUUCGAGGUUCGCCUUGGAUGAUUCUUACAAGAUCUUUCAUGGAGUAUUGUAUAAAUGGAUGGGACAAUUUACCAAGAAGGUUACUAAUGUUUUUCAGCAAUGUAGCUUAUCCUAUGGAAUCAUAUUUCCACACAGUUCUAUGUAACUCUCAAGAGUUCAAAAACACUAUAGUAGACAAUAAUCUAAUUUACAGUCUUUUUGACGAUGAUCCGUCGGAAUCUCAAUUACUUGACAUGUCACAUUAUGAUACAAUGAUGGAAAUUGGCGCCGCAUUUGCGCGACCAUUUGGCGAAGAUGAACUUGUUCUAGAAAAAAUUGAUGAUUUGGUUCUUAAUAGAAGUUUGAAUGGAAUUGUUAAAGGAGAAUGGUGUUCAAGUUCAAAUUUAGAGAUAAACAAAAGUACAAAGGUUUCUGAAAUUGUGGAAGAUAACAUUGAUGUUGUAAAAGCAGGAUUGUUUGGGAUGAAACUUAGAACUCAAUUAGAUGAAAUUGUUAAUAGUGGGAGAUAUAGAACUAGUGAGUGUCAAUUUCAAUUGGUGUGACAAAAAAUGUGCAAUUACACAUUAAUUUAAUUGAAGUUAUUUUAUUCAUUUUUUAUUA
Lathyrus oleraceus (garden pea) is the source of this 1487-nucleotide messenger RNA. Its product is annotated as beta-glucuronosyltransferase GlcAT14C. NCBI's taxonomy places the organism in Eukaryota, Viridiplantae, Streptophyta, Magnoliopsida, Fabales, Fabaceae. The transcript has 4 exons. Gene Ontology annotation, cellular component: membrane. The coding region runs from base 158 to 1429 and encodes 423 amino acids. The record is from RefSeq and is a predicted model, not a curated record. Gene Ontology annotation, molecular function: glucuronosyltransferase activity.